AUGGUCGUCAUGAUAGUUUUAGGACAACGACACACGAACGAAUUUGUGUGGACUGAAUUCGUCACCGACCAGAGUGGAUGGCACAACAAGGGAGUCAUAUAUUCAAUUGGAUUGCUGACAGCGGCGUUCACCCUAAGUAGCUUCGACGGCGUUAUCCACAUGUCCGAAGAAGUCAACGACGCACCCAGAGCCGUCCCCCGCUCAAUGGUCUGGGGAUUAUGCGUGAACGCCGUCCUUGCCUUCGGCUUCGCCAUAGCCCUACUAUACACCAUGGGUGACUUCCAAAAAGCCCUCGACUCCCCAACAGGAUACCCCAUCAUUGAGAUAUUCUACGCACAAACCGGAUCAAAAGCAGCAUCCAGCGCAAUGAUGCUCCCGAUCCUCCUCUCCGGCUGCUACUCCUCCUUCAACGUCCUAGCAUCAGUCAGUCGGCUCACAUGGGCGUUUGCUCGCGACGAGGGAUUCCCCUUCUCAUCGUUCUUCGCACAUGUAUCACCUCGAUACAAGAUCCCCCUGCGAUCUCUUUUCCUAGUGACUACAAUCACCGUCCUGAUUGCCCUGAUCAACAUUGGCUCCUCGGCUGCAUUCAAUGCCGUCUUGUCGCUGGACACUCUCGCCCUUUAUAUCUCCUAUUUGGUCCCGAUUCUGUUCAUGCUGAUCAAGCGGGUUCGCUUCCCGGGUGAGAUCCGCUAUGGCCCGUUUAACUUGGGGAGGUUCGGUGUUCCGAUUAAUACUUUUGCCAUGCUGUACGGUACUUAUAUUACGGUAUUCCUUCCGUGGCCUGAAACUCAGCCCGUCACGGCGAGCGGCAUGAAUUAUGGUGCUCCGGUUUUUGGCGUCGCUCUGUUAUUCGCGGUGAUUGACUGGUUUGUUCGAGGACAUAAGAAGUGGAAUGGGCCCACAGUUAUGACGGCGCCAAAGUAG
Aspergillus luchuensis is the source of this 924-nucleotide messenger RNA. RefSeq lists its product as uncharacterized. Gene Ontology annotation, molecular function: transmembrane transporter activity. Gene Ontology annotation, biological process: transmembrane transport. The record is from RefSeq and is a predicted model, not a curated record. Bases 1 to 924 code for a protein of 307 amino acids. Gene Ontology annotation, cellular component: membrane. NCBI's taxonomy places the organism in Eukaryota, Fungi, Ascomycota, Eurotiomycetes, Eurotiales, Aspergillaceae. The transcript has 2 exons.